Messenger RNA from Lactuca saligna, 408 nucleotides. The record is from the annotation of a GenBank genome assembly. Lineage: Eukaryota; Viridiplantae; Streptophyta; Magnoliopsida; Asterales; Asteraceae.
AUGUUUCAUCUUCAAACAGGAGGGCAUAUUAAUCCAGCUGUGACAUUCGGUUUGUUAUUAGCAAGAAAGCUGUCGUUGACCAGGGCAGUGUUCUACAUGGUGAUGCAGUGUCUUGGAGUGAUCUGUGGUGUCGGAUUUGUGAAAGGGUUUCAGGGUGAUGCGCGGUACACGACGUUAGGCGGUGGUGCUAAUGUCGUCGCCCAUGGUUACACCAAGGGUGAUGGUCUUGGUGCUGAGAUUGUUGGCACUUUCGUGCUUGUUUACACCGUGUUCUCUGCAGCUGAUGCUAAAAGAAGCGCCAGACUCCCAUGUCCCUAUUUUCGCUUAUUUUCCAAUUGGGUUUGCGGUGUUCUUGGUUCAUUUGGCCACCAUCCCCAUCACCGGAACUGGAUGUUGCUUCUUUGGUGA